Molecule: messenger RNA, 1793 nt
Organism: Didymella exigua CBS 183.55
Lineage: Eukaryota; Fungi; Ascomycota; Dothideomycetes; Pleosporales; Didymellaceae
Product: alpha/beta-hydrolase
Exons: 2
Coding region: 156-1334 (392 amino acids)
Molecular function (GO): hydrolase activity
Source: RefSeq, a predicted model, not a curated record
CCACAACACAAAGGACGUAUAACCCCCGGUCAUCAUCAAUAAUGAAAUGUUUCGGUCUUUAGCCCUGAACGGUCCCGUACAACAGAAAUAAAUAAGAGAAAAACAGCCAUAGUGGUACAUCAUUCUGUUCCCGUUAGCUUGUUCCAAUCGUUGGCAUGUCGCAAAUCACGUCUUCUCUCCAGUCGGUAGCUCUGAUCCUCAGCAUUCCUCCUCGGCUAUUAUGGACACUAAUCGAAGUCUCAGCGAGACAAGCACUGGGCCAAAGUCCGACAGGAACAUGGUCCGAAAAUAUUGAAGAGGCAUUGGUUAUGUUUGCUGGCGCACAUGCAUCGCUACCUUUUCUUCGAAGCAUGCUCCCAGUCGAUCCUAAUAAAAUAAGAAACUCCAAUCGUUACUCAGGUCUUGGAGACCAACUGCUCACCCACGUACGCCAAUCAACAUUUGAGGGAUACUGGAUAUGCCGUGGUCUGAAGAACACACCAAUCGAACCGAAAGACGCGGAUCUGGUAAUCUUCUACCUUCACGGGGGUGGCUAUGUGCUCGGGCACCCAAUCUUGGAGGCACCAAACCUGCUCUUCAUCGCCGAAUGCCUGGCGAAGGAAGGUCUCACAACAGCGAUCUUCGCGUCUCGCUAUAGCUUGUCGCCAGAAGCUCACUUUCCUCAGCAAAUCAAUGAGGUAGCCUCUGCAUACCACUGGCUGGUGCGAGACCUCGGUGUGACACCUUCUAGAGUUGCACUCAUGGGCGAGUCAGCUGGUGGACAUUUGGCCCUGUCUUUUCUCCUUGACCAUCAUUUGAAGACCCAGCAGAGUGGGUCAUCAGCAGCUGGAAUUGCGAAACCAGCAAGUGUCUUCUUGUUGAGUCCAUGGUGCGACCUUCACAACUCAAACUCGAAAGCGAUGAAUAUUCGCCCAAAUGAAGUUGUCUUCAAGCGGACGCUCACGAAAUGGGGAGAUCUCGCGUUGGGAGAUCUCGACCCGCCACAACGAGACAUGUUCAUGAAUUUCGCUAGGAGAGAUGCCAAACGUGGGUCGCUGAGGGAUAUUCUGCCUUCGUCUUCCUGGAUUUCGGCCGGGGAUGAUGAAGUCAUAUUCGUGCACGACAUCAUUGACUUCGUGAGUGCCGCACGGGACGAUGGAACCAAUAUCACCCUGGAGAUCGAACCUGGUGGACGACAUGCCUGGCAAUCAGCGGCUGCAAGACCUGAGCAUGCAGCUGUUCUUCAAGCGGAGCUAGGCACGGAUUCGGAUGGGCCAAUGACUGCUUGGAAGAGGCUGGCUACAUCCAUUGCUGUAACAGUCAAAAGCACGUCUUCGCUCGACGAGAGGCUAUGAGUGCUUAGCCGUGACGCUCCUGUCGUGUGCAGCAUGAGGAAAUGCGUCAACGCGAAACAAGUUGCGUUCCGAACCCUGAAGUUUCGGAGUAAUUCUCGUUCGAGUACAGUUUACCCCAUAAACUCACGUUCCAUCGGAACCCACUUCGUAUCUCUUGACCCUGCAACUUCUGGAGCGUGGCCGUGAGCUUGCUACCAACAGUAUGCCGACAACGACCCCGAUGGUAUGCUGUAACUGCGUGAGCAGUGUCGGUCGGAGACUGUGAUUAGCGAGUGUAUUGCCAUCUGUUGUUGUGUUGUGAUAUUUUAUUGUUCAAGCUCUCAGCUCUCAAGUAAGUGCACUUGCCCACCGGGCAGUGCCUGCUACAAUAGUAUAUCAUGUGAUCUGAGCCACGUGGUUACAUAUGCAGACGAUUGGAAACCACAGGUUCGCUGGAUAUUUUACGAAAUUGCAGGAAGU